This is a messenger RNA of Solanum dulcamara, 2262 nucleotides long. RefSeq names its product galactoside 2-alpha-L-fucosyltransferase-like. Gene Ontology annotation, cellular component: Golgi apparatus; membrane. Bases 402 to 2093 code for a protein of 563 amino acids. The record is from RefSeq and is a predicted model, not a curated record. Gene Ontology annotation, biological process: cell wall biogenesis; xyloglucan biosynthetic process. Gene Ontology annotation, molecular function: galactoside 2-alpha-L-fucosyltransferase activity. The transcript has 2 exons. Lineage: Eukaryota; Viridiplantae; Streptophyta; Magnoliopsida; Solanales; Solanaceae.
UGUCUUGCCUCCUAGUAUAGUAAUCGCUUCCAUGUUUUCCCCGAAUUUAAUCAGUUCCAGGCGAGUUGGUGUCGAGUAUAAAAUUAGCUCAAGCUCAAAGUAUCAUGUUUGUCCAAAUUCGACCCACAUUCUAUGAAUGAUCAAAAGAUUUUGAUAGCCAAAAUGAACAACAUAGAAAGUCAUGUAUAACCAAAAAGGAAACAACAAUAGAGGCUAGAUGAUCUGCACUUUGUGGACAAAGGAAAGCAAUCAUCACUAGUACAUUGAAAUUAAUGUUAAUUGGUACAUAAUAUAUCCACCAACCAUUGAAUUUGUUGUUAACUCUUUGCCAAAUCUGUUAUUCUGCAUUUGCAACUGGCUUUUCAGUUCUACUUGCUACCCCCUCAAGAAUUCGAGUAACUAUGAAGCGAUCCAAGAAAACCUUCAAUGAUCAGCAAGUUUCUUCCGAUCACGAAAUAGGUGCUGUUUUGAAGAAUUCAGAGUUGAAAUGGGGUCCGAAUCCAAUGACACUCUUGGGUUUUAUAGUUGUUCUCUUGAUGGUUCUUACGGUUGUUUUCUCAGUUGUCUUCUUUUUUGGGGACUUACCUUCUGAUUGCUUGUGGACUUUGGCUGAAGCUAGAAUUUUUCAUAUUAAACAUUCAAAAGCCACGGUUUCUGAAGAGGACAUUCUGCAGCCACUGACAGUGCCAAAAGAUAAACUACUUGGAGGUCUUCUUCCUACUGGAUUUGAUGAAACAUCUUGUUUGAGUAGGUAUGAAUCACUCUUAUAUAGCAAACCUCUGCAGCAUAAGCCGUCCUCUUAUCUUAUCUCGGGGUUAAGAAGAUACGAAGCUCUUCACAAGCAAUGCGGACCUUACACAGAAUUAUAUAACAGAACAGUCAACCUCAUUAAGUCUGGUGAAUACAGUAGUGAUUCUUCAGCUUGUAAUUACGUCGUUUGGAUAUCCUAUAGUGGUUUAGGGAACAAAAUACUAACCUUAUCUUCUGCUUUCCUUUAUGCUCUACUCACAAACAGAAUCCUUCUUGUUGAUCCCCGAGUUAAUUUGCCUGACCUCUUCUGUGAACCUUUUCCUGAAGUUUCUUGGUUGCUUCCUCCAGAUUUUCCUAUAAUUGAUCAGUUUAGUAGCUUUAAUAAGAAAUCUCCACAUUCUUAUGGUUAUAUGGUGAGAAAUAAUGUCACAGGCAAUUCACGAAUACCUUCGUUCCUAUACCUUCAUUUAGCUCAUGACUUUGAUGUGCAAGAUAAAUUAUUUUUCUGUGACACUGACCAAACUUUUCUCCACAAAGUCCCUUGGUUAUUUGUGAAGUCAAAUAACUAUUACGUUCCUGCUCUUUUCUUGAUCCCGUCGUUUGAGCAAGAGUUGAACAAUCUUUUUCCAGAGAAAGAAACUGUCUUCCACUUUUUGGGGAGGUACCUUUUCCAUCCAACAAAUUCUGUAUGGGGACUUAUUACUAGGUAUUAUCAAGCUUAUUUAGCUCAAGUAGAUGAAAAAAUAGGCAUUCAAAUUAGAGUUUUCAGUUUAGGUGUAGCCAAUUUUAAGUAUGUGUUGAAUCAAAUCUUAGCUUGUACAACAAAGGAGAAUCUAUUGCCACAGGUUAACCUGAAUGAACCCAUAGUCAAUUCGUCUGGCAAGAUGAAGACUAUAAGCAUCUUGAUGACAUCUUUGAGUCCACGAUACUUCGAGCAGAUUAGGAACAUGUAUUGGCAGAAUCCUACUGCGACAGGAGAGAUUGUUAGUGUUUUUCAGCCAAGUCAUGAAGAGCAUCAACAAAGUGAGAAGCUGAUGCAUGACAGAAAGGCCUGGGCAGAAAUGUAUUUGCUGAGUUUAACUGAUAAAUUGGUUACAAGUGGAUGGUCCACUUUUGGUUAUGUGGCUUAUAGUCUUGGAGGUUUGAAGCCAUGGAUUUUAUACAAGUUUCAAAAUGGAACAGUUCACAAUCCACCUUGUUUCCGAGCAAAGUCUUUGGAGCCGUGUUAUCACUCUCCCCCUUACUACGAUUGCAAUAAGAAAACAAGAAGUAAUAACACAGUCAACAUUGUUCCUCAUGUGAGACAUUGUGAGGAUAAUAGCUGGGGUUUGAAGUUAUUUUGACCGGAUAAGGGAAAAACAAUUGUUGCAGGAGUAGUUAUUAUAACUUAUUGCAAGAUUCUUUCAUUGUUAUGAUUCUUAAGACACAAAUCCUUAUUGUUACAGUUUUUAAUGCAAGCUGAACCAUAAAUUUCUGUUUCUGUUGGGACUCUUAUUUGUCUUAUGGAAAGUA